CCAAACCCCCAGUCAAGUUUAAAUCACACAGAGCUCCACCGACUCUCAGUUUGCAUCCUCCUGUCUCCUCCUCUGCUCUGAGCUCCCAACAGUCUCGCCUCUUCCCUUCAUCUGCCCGCUUCUCUUGACCGUCAGCCUUGAGAAGUCUCCUUUGAGGCUUCCCUCUCCGAAACAAGAAAAAGAAACAAAAUAUAUAUAUUUUUUUCUUUUCUGAGGCCUGUGAGAUACUGAGAACCAACAGUCGCCAUGGAGGCCAUCAAGAAGAAGAUGCAGAUGCUAAAGCUGGACAAGGAGAAUGCCAUCGACAGGGCAGAGCAGGCAGAGACUGACAAGAAGUCUGCAGAAGAUAAAUGCAAGCAGCUGGAGGAUGAGCUGCUCGCUCUGCAGAAGAAACUGAAGGGAACAGAGGAUGAGCUGGACAAGUACUCUGAGGCUCUAAAGGAUGCUCAGGAGAAACUGGAGCUGUCAGAGAAGAAGGCCACAGAUGCUGAGGGUGAUGUGGCAUCUCUGAACCGCCGCAUCCAGCUGGUGGAGGAGGAGCUGGACCGGGCCCAGGAGAGACUGGCCACCGCCCUGCAGAAACUGGAGGAGGCUGAGAAGGCUGCAGAUGAGAGUGAAAGGGGCAUGAAGGUGAUUGAGAACAGAGCCAUGAAAGAUGAGGAGAAGAUGGAGAUUCAAGAGAUGCAGCUCAAAGAGGCCAAACACAUUGCUGAAGAGGCCGACCGCAAAUAUGAGGAGGUUGCCCGUAAACUGGUAAUCCUUGAGGGGGAACUGGAAAGAGCAGAAGAGAGGGCAGAAAUUGCAGAGCUUAAGUGCAGUGACCUGGAGGAGGAGCUUAAGAAUGUCACCAACAACCUCAAGUCUCUAGAGGCUCAGUCUGAUAAGUACUCUGUGAAAGAAGACAAAUAUGAAGAGGAGAUUAAAGUCCUUAAUGACAGGCUUAAAGAGGCCGAAACCCGUGCAGAAUUUGCAGAAAGGACAGUGGCUAAGCUGGAAAAGACCAUUGAUGACUUAGAAGAUGAGCUGUACACUCAGAAGCUGAAAUACAAGGCUAUCAGCGAGGAGCUGGAUCAUGCCCUCAAUGAUAUGAACACCUUGUAAAGCUCCCAUUUGCCCUGUGAUACAUUCACUUUCUCUUUGUCCCUCUCUGCCUUAUUAGAAGCACUUUGCCUCUUUUCCCUUUGCUAUCACUGCUACUUUCUUGUUUUGCUAUGGACUGAAGCUCAAUAAAAAAUAUUUUUCUCUUUUA
This is a messenger RNA of Melanotaenia boesemani (Boeseman's rainbowfish), 1249 nucleotides long. RefSeq names its product tropomyosin alpha-1 chain-like. Gene Ontology annotation, biological process: muscle contraction; actin filament organization. The coding region runs from base 247 to 1101 and encodes 284 amino acids. The transcript has 9 exons. Gene Ontology annotation, molecular function: actin filament binding. The record is from RefSeq and is a predicted model, not a curated record. Gene Ontology annotation, cellular component: actin filament. NCBI's taxonomy places the organism in Eukaryota, Metazoa, Chordata, Actinopteri, Atheriniformes, Melanotaeniidae.